CCGCGUUCCCAACAGCUUCUCGACGCUUGCGCCCUCUUUUCCCCACCGUCUCUAUUUCCACGCGUCGAUGAUCUUUUUGCCUUUCUCUCUACAUCUUUCUUAAACACGACGAAAUUUUCCAUUUGUUGCACGUACUUCCCGCGAUUUUCAUAAAACAGCGUGAAAAUUAAUUCCAUUCCGCCAUUGGUAGCGAAUUUUGUUACCAGACCAGGUUAGGCGGCUACGUAAUUGCGCGACUAUAUAUUUAUUCAGUGGUAAUAAACAUGGCGUUUAUUUGAAUUUUCAAAUUGUAAUCAAGAGGACUCUAACGAAUCUAAUUUUAUGAAAAUUUACCGCGUUGUUAAUUGAAAAAGUAACAUGUUGUAUGAUAUUUUACGAUACUUGUAAACCAUUUACGAAACUAUGAUAAAUAAAAAUGUUAUGACAUUAAGUACCUACGUAUCCAUAGUAACCAAUUCGAAUUUUACGGAUUUCUUUAGUAUCCGUUAAAUGUUCGCUUAAUUUAUAUUAAUUAUUUUUAUAUUACGAUGCAAUGGAGGAAUUAACAAAUUCUGAUGUUCGAGUCGUAUUGAAUGUAAAAGAAGGCAAAGGUUUUGAACAAAUUUUACUGCCUACAUUAAUUGUUGCAACUCUGAAUGGACAUUCUUUGGAAACUGAAAUAAUAGAACCAAGUUCAAAUCCUCAAUAUGAUCAUGAUUUGGUUUGGGAAGUACAUAAAAACAGAGUACGAAAGAUGAGAUCAGGACAAGUUCCACUAAAAUUAGAAUGUUUUGCUGUUAAAAGUAAUGAUAAUAAAGAAAAACUAGGGUAUCUUUUACUUAGUUUAAGAUCUGCCCAAGUUUUUACUAAAAGUAGUAUUAACAAUGUGAAAGCAAAUUGGCAUAAACUAUCAGGAUUAAAAAGUGAACUCAAAACACACAAACCUGAGUUACUUCUUGCUUUAAGUAUUCAUGAUCUAGAUACUACUAUUUCAAUAAAUGCUCAAUUAGAGUUAAAGAAUUUAGAGGAAUGUCAGCAGGCAAGUGUUCAAUCUAAAGUAACACCAGUUUUACUGCGAGAUGAACGUCUUAUACAAUUAGGUCCAUUAGAUGUUUGUCAUGAAUUAUUUCUAAUGAAUAUCACUGCUAUAUCUGCAACGUAUAUAGAUUCCUUACUAACAAUGAAACAUUACGCAGAUGUAAACAGCGACUUGUAUUUUUGGUGUAAGAUAUUAGAAAACGAUGUACACUUCAAUCAAUCUAAAAAUGAAUAUGGAGAUACUUGGGCACUCAAUGAAAAAAUUAUUAUAAGAAUCAGAAGUUCGUUGAAAGUUUUCAAAGAAUAUUUACAACUGAAACCAUUUCUACUCAUAUAUUUAAAAUACAAAGAGAACAUAUUAGGUCAAUCAGAAAUAAAUUUGCAACCAUUAAUCCCCACUGAUAAUGUAGAAGAAUUUCUUAAAAUUACUGAAAAUAAUAGUAAAUUAUAGCGAAAUUGACUGUCAUAGACAUCCUGCUGGUGAUUUUAGAAAAUAUGAAACUCAAAUUUCCAAUCCCUCAAAUAGUUACAAUAAUAUAAAUAAAUGCACUUUAAAUUGUGAUGUUGUCAGAGAUCAACAUAUCAAAGCUACCUACUCACAUUCAGUUGACACAUUACUACAUCAAUCAAAUAUCAAUGCCUCUAAAAGUGUAGAAGCUUAUCAUUGUUAUUAUUUGAAUAUUUUAUUGGUAGCAAUCAAAGCAACAUCUUCAAAGUUAACAGUCCCAAACAUGGAAAUUCGAUUCCAUCAUCCAAAAACUGAAAUUACUUCAGCAUUUCAACUAAAAACGUCACUUUCAUUAGGAGAGAAAGUAAAAUUACAAGACAUAGGAUGCAAAUUACAAUUUAUAUCAGCAAUAGAUGAAAUCAAACAAUUAUUGUUAACUUUUCCACUGAAAAUUAGUAUAUAUAAAAUAGAAGGAAAUACUAAAACUUGUAUAUCUGAAAGUAAAAUUAAUACGAAAGAAUUAUUUUAUCAAAAUAAGAAUGACAUUACAAAAUAUCUAGACGAAAAUUUGGGCCCACCAAUCUUAGAUGAUAGUUUAGCAUAUAAAAUAGUGGAUGAGUUAGAAACUUGGAAAGAACGACAAAUGGAAAUAUUUAAAGUUGAGUUAAAAAGGAAGGAAGAUCGUCAUUUAAAUUUAUUAAGUCAGGAAUGGCAAAAACACAGAGAAAAUUUAGAAACAAAACUGGCAUGUAGCAUUGAACAAUGUAAAAUGUUAGCAAAUAGUUUAAACAAUGCUACAGAAGAUUUAAGAACACGAAGAUUGAAAAGUCUUGAAAAAGAGACUAGGUUGAUUAAAGCAAAUGAAGAUUUACAAUGGAGAUAUGAAACAAAAUUACGCGAACUUAAAGAAUCAUUUCAAAUAAUUCAAGAAGAACUUACGACAAAGAUUAAUGUUCUUGAAAAGAGAAAGACAGCUUUGGAAACGCAAAGUGAACAAUUAAAUGCUGAAAAUGAAAGGUUACAGUUGCUUGUAUCAAAACAGUCUGAAGAAUUGGAAACUCAUCAAAAAGGUUCUUUGACUCAGGAUCAAACAGCAAAUUUAUUGCAAGAAUUAAAGACACUCGAAGAAAAAUUACAAAAUGCACAAGAAAAUAAAUCUUUUUUCAAAGAACAAUGGGCGAAAGCAGUUCGUGAGAUACAUCGUAUGAGAAUGGAAUAUCAACAAGCUAUGCAAGUUCAAAUUAGAAACAGUAAAGAAGAAUUACAAAACUUGGAUCUAGAAGAAAUACUAUGUGCAGACUCUACUGCUUUGACAAAUGAUCAAAUAUUAUUAAAUGAAAUUCAGAAAGAAAUUGACAUAAUUAAGCCAAAAGCAUAUCUUGUUGAGAAAGAUGGUUAUUCUCAAGUAUUCACACCAAGUUCCAUGAACUCCAAAAUUUCACAAAAUGCUAAUAAUAUAUUAAAAAGAUCAGAAGAGCAGAAUAAAAAGUUACAAGCAUUAGUUGAAGAACGCGAUUCCCUCUUAAAAACUGGAAGUUAUACAACUGACGAUACAGUAAUUAUGAAAUUAAAUAAUGAAAUUAGAUGUUUAAUGAUGAAGUGAUUUUUUUAUAUAAACUAUAUCCAAUAUCAUACUAUAAAAUACUUAUAGUCAUUUUUUUAUAUAUUAUACAUAUAUACAUUUAUUGAAAUAAAUGUAUUUUACUUACUUUUAUGUAUAUUCAUGUACAUAAUUAUAAAAUAAGAGAGUUGGACUAUAAAACAAUUAUAUAAAACAAUUAAUAUAAAAAAACAACCAGAAAAUUACUUAUUAGGGAAUAUCAGGUUAAAGAGAACUUUUUUGAUCGAACAUCUAUCGCUUCUACAAGACCUUUUCCAAGAAUAUAGAAAUCUUGAAUCAUUGCCGAAAUAUUUAAAACUAAUUCAUUGUUAUUAUUACAUUUUUGACCACCGAUAUUUGAUACUUUAAAAUCUUUAGUACCUAGUGCGGAAGGUUUAA
This is a messenger RNA of Heterotrigona itama, 3464 nucleotides long. The record is from the annotation of a GenBank genome assembly. NCBI's taxonomy places the organism in Eukaryota, Metazoa, Arthropoda, Insecta, Hymenoptera, Apidae.